AACCAACCUUUGAAUUCAACAAUGGCAGAAACAAUCCUUCUUCCCUGGGCGAAGAUCCCACCGCCAAGAUGACGUGGGACCAAUCUACGUCGUAUUUGCCUUAUUUUAGUGAUCCAUGGGGAAGCCCACCGGGAAAAAAAAGGAUCAUGAAAGCCCGAAGGCAAACGGCAACAACAAACCAAUGGAACGCGCGUCGUCCAAGGCCUUCGACGACGACACCGCGAUGUUCAUAAACAUGUCGCACGAGCUGAAAGAAGAAGGAAAUAAACUGUUUCAAAAGAAGGAUCACGAAGCUGCCAUGUUGAAGUACGAAAAAGCCCUCAAGCUUCUUCCAAAGAAUCACAUCGACGUCGCGCAUCUUCACACCAACAUGGCCGUGUGCUACAUGCAGCUUGGCCUCGGCGAGUACCCACGCGCCAUCAACGAGUGUAAUUUGGCGUUGCAGGUCUCGCCUAGAUAUAGCAAGGCUUUGUUGAAGAGGGCUAAGUGUUAUGAAGCGUUGAAUCGGUUGGAUUUGGCCAUGAGGGACGUGCGCGUGGUGUUGAAUGCGGAGCCCAAUAAUUUAACGGCUUUGGAGGUUUUGGAUAGUUUGAGGAACACAAUGGAUGAGAAAGGGAUAGUUGUUGAUGAGACUCAGAUUGCAUUGGCCGCCCUGCAGCAGCAGCAGCAGCAGCAGCACGAGCCGCCGGCCGCCCGGUUGCGGAAGGUGGUGAGGGAGAAGAUUAAGAAGAAUAAGGGACAUAAGGGAGAAGAGGAAGAAGGGAAAAGAGUGGUUGUUGAGGACAAGGUGAAGGUUGAGAGUGUUAAGAAGAUGGAUAGUUGUAAUAAUAAUCAUAAGGUUAAGGACAAGGACAAGGAUAAGGAUAAAGAUAAAGGUAAGGGAUUUAAGGGUAAGGAUAAGGAGAAGAGGGAGGUCGUUGAGAAUGAGAAACUUGGGAAGCAAGAAAAGGCAGUUACGAGGACAGUGAAGUUGAUAUAUGGAGAGGAUAUUAGGUGGGCGCAAUUGCCAGUGAAUUGUAGUAUGAAGAUGGUGACGGAUGUGAUUAAGGAUAAGUUUCCAGGGUUGAAGGGUGUUCUUGUUAAGUAUAGGGAUAGGGAAGGUGAUUUGGUUACUAUUACUACUACUGCUGAAUUGAGGUUGGCUGAAACUUGUCAUGUGCUGGGAUCGAUUCGGCUUUAUGUCACACAGGUUGAGCCGGAUCAAGAACCUUGUUAUGAUGAAAAGGGUAGUGAUGGUGGGGUAAGGAAGGAUGGAGGGAGGCUGAUUGACAAUGGAGGUGCUGAUGGAGGCAGGGGUGUGGGUAAUGGGAUGACUACUGUGGAGGACUGGCUUGUUCAGUUUGCUAGGCUGUUCAAGAACCAUGUUGGGUUUGAUUCUGAUGUGUAUUUGGAUAUUCAUGAGGUUGGGAUGAAGCUGUAUUCAGAGGCAAUGGAGGAUACAGUGACGAGUGAGGGUGCUCAAGAGCUGUUUGAGAUUGCUGCAGAUAGGUUUCAAGAGAUGGCAGCUCUGGCGUUGUUUAAUUGGGGAAGUGUUCACAUGUCCAAGGCAAGGAAAUGGGUGUCCUUUCCAGAGGACGGGUUGAGAGAAUCUUCGUUUGAGCAUAUCAAGGCGGCAUAUGAGUGGGCUCAGAAGGAGUACAUGAAUGCAGAGAUGAGAUUUGAAGAAGCUGUGAGAAUUAAGCCCAACUUUUAUGAAGGACUUCUUGCUCUUGGGUAUCAGCAGUUUGAGCAAGCAAAGCUCACUUGGUGUUAUUUAAUUGCAAACAAUAAGGAUUUAGAAGUUGGUCAUUUUGAUGAGGUUCUACAGCUAUAUAACAAGGCAGAGGAUAGCAUGGAGAAAGGCAUGUUGAUGUGGGAGGAGAUUGAGGAGCAGCGUUUGAAUGGAAUAUCCAAAUCAGAUAAAUAUAAAGAGCAGUUAGAGAAAAUGGGUUUGCAUGGUCUUUUCAGGGAUGUUUCUGCUGAUGAAGCUGAAGAGCAGGCUGCAAGGAUGAGGUUGCAAAUAUAUCUUUCAUGGGGCACCUUAUUGUAUGAGCGUUCUGUUGUGGAAUAUAAGCUAGGCCUGCCAACUUGGGAGGAAUGUUUGGAGGUUGCAGUUGAAAAGUUUGAACUAGCUGGAGCUUCUCCAACUGACAUUGGUGUCAUGAUAAAGAACCAUUGUUCUAAUGAAACAGCCAUGGAAGGGUUCAAAAUUGAUGAGAUAGUGCAAGCGUGGAAUGAGAUGUAUGAUGGGUGGCAGUUUGAUGUUCCAUCAUUUCGACUUGAACCAUUGUUUCGUCGGCGUGCUCCAAAAUUCCAUUACAUCCUGGAGCAAUUUUGAGUCUUCUUGUUGUGUUUGUUAUUCUUUAUAGAGGCAAAACUAGUGCUUCUAUUUUCUUUAUAGAUUUUUGAAGGCUUCUUCAUUCUAUUCCUAGACAGGUAAGUAAGACUAUACUUCUACUAUAGCUUUGUUUGCAUGUUCCUAUUGAACAUCUUCCAAAUUUUCUGGAAAAUUUAGGGAGAUUUGAUAGAAUCUUAGUUUUUUAUAAGCUUAUACCUUAAAUUGAAAUUUUGGUUUCAUGAACAACAGAAGGUUAUGCCAGGUGGUUUCUGUUGUUAAAAAUAGAGGGUAUCUUUCUGGAAUCACUCAUGAGAGGAAUAGAGAGAAUGAAAGGGAAUCCCAGUGCUUAAUCUCGAAGUUCAGUGCUUACUGUCCUGAUUUAUGUAUUUAGACUUCUAAUAGAGAUCGAAAGGGAAUCCCAGUGCACUAGACUCCCAGCCGGUAGAGUCUAAGGAGGGUAGAUGUACACUACACAGCCUUAUCCUCAUAAGCAGAGAGGCUGUUUCCAGUAUAUGGACCCCUGCCCUUUUUGGGUCACAAGGCAGCAGCAACCUUACUACUGUGCCAAGUCUUGCCCUCAAUUCUAAUAGAUAGAUUAUUUUUACUCAUGGUAGGAAAGAUAGUAAGAAUUUCCGAAACUUCUAUUUAUAUAACUGUAGGUGUAUGUGCCUGACCUAUGUCCUAGAUUACUGUAUAAUCAAUUGACAAAUAAUAGCUGCAUGUUUCAUGGAAUCACAAUUUGAUGCUGAUGUCUUCAGUAGAUGUUUCUAUGGUUAGAUAGACAAGAGGUUAUUGAUUAGCCUUUAGACUAGUUAGGUUGCUAAGGUAAUCUCACUUAUAUUUCUGGUAAAAGGAUUACCACGUUAAAUUUGUGUUGAUUUUUUGGUGAGAUUUUGUGAACAAUAGGUCUUAUUGAUUUGGAACAUAUUACAUUGAACCUGCUCUUUGGGGAAUGGUAUCAGUCUCCUUUGCAAAAUAUUUUGGGGAACGAAUGACAUUGUCGAUGGGAUUUGAUAUGUUGUCCCCAAUCCCCAUAUGAAAUAGAAAUAGAGAAUAUCAAUCACAUACAACAAGAGGACAGCAGAAAGCAGAAAGGAAAGAAGGGGAGAAAAGAAAACAACAAAAACCUAGUGGAUUUUAUAUGAUGAGGCUUUGAAUUUAUAAUGGGAUUGAUGAAACUGAUGAUUUGAAUUACUGUUACUGGUAUUAUGAUUCUAUAUGUUCAUUGUUGGGUUAAUAAAUUAUCAGGUUGACUAAUUAGUAACUUUAGAGAGCAAUUUUUUACCUUGUCUUCCUUUAGUAUUUGUUCAAUGUUUCAGUCUUCAACUUCUACUGUUCAAUCUUAUUUCAAUUUUUUUGCUCUACUUUUUAACCAAGUUGUAAGUUUUUAUCAAUGAUGACAUAUAUGUGAUUGGCCUGAAACUCUGAGUGGAUUUAUUUGCCUUGUGGUUGCAGGGAUUUUUUCUCCAUACUGUAUACUCAUUGAUGGGUGCAACGAUUGUGUUAUUCUUUUGGAUUGCAGUUUUGUACGUGGUUGGGGUCUUAGGCUAGAAAGCCUAGCUAUACUAUUUUGUUUUCUAUUAGAGGGGGAGUGCCGUGAGGCUGUUAUUCUUUACAGAUGUAAUAUCAGUAUAUGAUUCCUUUUGAUGUUUUGAGGUAGUGAGUGUUUGAUUUGAUUUGUUCAGCUUGAAAAACCAAUAAAAAAAUUCAGCUUUCAGGUUAGCUGGGAUUUGAUGAUUAUUUUUGUCAAAUUGUCACUUGUAACAUUAUACGGGUGUUGCAUAGCACAGUACAAAUUUUUUAUAACAUAUUCUCUCGAGUGUCUUAU
This is a messenger RNA of Abrus precatorius (Indian licorice), 4145 nucleotides long. RefSeq names its product protein PHOX1-like. The coding region runs from base 116 to 2317 and encodes 733 amino acids. The transcript has 3 exons. The record is from RefSeq and is a predicted model, not a curated record. Lineage: Eukaryota; Viridiplantae; Streptophyta; Magnoliopsida; Fabales; Fabaceae. Gene Ontology annotation, molecular function: protein binding.